AUGCAGGCGACGACCAACGGCCGACCUAAUCGUCUCUCUGCUCUAAGGCAGUAUGUCUCUCAACGCGACUAUAAGCGAGAUAGUCGCGGGCCAUCUCCACAGAGCACACCUCGGGCGCCACAGCAACAGGAGACGCUGCGCCCACCGCCACCACUGGAGGCGCCCCGAGCAAAUGUAGAAAAGAAGCAGCCUUGGUGGGCGUUAGCAGGGAAGAAGGUCGCGGAUAAGCUUGUCGGCGCAGAAGCUGCCAUGGGAGUGCGCACCGAACGGGUCCUCUUAUUUCCUGGUUGGGCAUCGAGGAAAUAUUUGAAUGACCCCAAAUAUGGAGAUGAUGCUUAUAAUAUCGAGAUCUAUGUCUCCGGAUUCGCGGUGAAGCAGCGCGAAUUCGGUAUUCUGACACGCUCCCAGAAAGGCUUUAUGAAGAUCGCGAAAUCCUUUGCAGCCUUACCUAGGCUGGACGAGAAGAUGCGGCCCUCGGAUCCUGUACUCUCGCGAUCGACCGAGGAUCUUAUUUCUCAGACCGACCUUCCUCCUAGGCCCGAAGAUGAUUUCGAUGUAGAGGCUGAGAUGCGCGCCCUUCACGACUUGAAGUCUCGCAAUUCAUCUUCGUCCAGCGUCUUGAGCACGCUUUCCAACACAUCACUCCAUUCGCCCGAGACUCUGCCUGCCCUACACAACCUCGAGACUCCUCGACCACCGUCUCUUUCGACUCCUUCAACUCCGACACAAAGUAGACCGCAGUUAACGCCCUCGAGCAGUUCCUCAAGCGUGAAGCGCUUACACCGGAAUCUGGAGACGCGCUUAUAUCCAUUUUGGGCUGCUGCUCUUCCUGCGCGUCAAGUGCGAAUAUCGCUUUACCCUGUGGACGAAAGCGACAAGAGUGGGAGGACAGAAGAGGAAUUGGACCUGCUGGGGGCGCCGCUCUUGACGCAAGUCGUCACCACCACCCCAGAAGGCGCAUUCCAGGCGAAGUUCACAAUCGCCUGGGAGAUGCUCUGCACGCACCCCGCCGGCAUUCACGUCGCAUUCGGGCCGCAUGAUCAUGAACCCGAAUUUCGCGUCUCAGCCGAGUUGCUACCAUCUGUGGCCUCAGAAACUGGUCGUGCGGCAACCUUGGAGAAGAUACGACAUACUAUCGCCCCCAACAUGCCGGUCGCCGGAGCUGAGGAGCGAGUACCUCUCACGAACUCGCAAGUUCGAGUGCUAUCGGACAUUGACGACACCGUGAAGUUUAGUAGCAUCCUCUCUGGUGCUCGCGCUGUCUUCUACAACGUCUUCGUGAGAGAUCUUCAGGAGAACGUCAUCCCUGGAAUGGGUGCCUGGUACGAGGAGAUGUGGAAGCGGGGAGUUCGCUUUCACUACGUCUCUAAUGGGCCAUUCGAGCUUCUGCCUGUCAUCCAAGAGUUCUUCCAACUUGCGCAUCUUCCUCCAGGCUCUAUACGGCUUCGCUCAUACGGCACACGCUCUCUGUUCAACGGCCUUCUCACAGCACCCGCUGUACGAAAACGCGCAGGCGUUGAGGAUCUCCUCACGAGCUUCCCCAACUCCCGGUUCAUCCUCGUGGGUGACUCCGGUGAACAGGACAUGGAGCUAUACGCGGAGCAGGCGCGCUUGCGACCCGAUCAGAUUAUCGCCGUCUACAUUCGUGACGCGAACACAUACGACGACGGUGGAGCUGGUAUCUCAGACCCAACGGGCGCACGCGCUUCGCGUCGUCGCUCCCUUGAACCCCCAGAGGCGCCGUUCGCACGUGGCGCGCGAAAGGGAUCUGUGGCGAGCAGUAUAGUCACCACCCUUAGCAAGGAAGAUAAGGCAGCUAUACGCGCAGGCUCUGCUCCUCCCUCCCCCAGCUCGCCGGUACCCAGCUUGCGCAACUUCGCGAUGACGCCACGCACGCGUACACCCCUUGCGGUCGCCACUGGCCCCAUCGCAAACAGCGCCAGCGAUAACCCGUACUUCCCUCCUGUCAGCAGUCUGCCUGAUCAGCUGCCGGAAAUCCCUUCCUCCCGCGGCGGCUCUCCGAGGAUAGCUAACUCUGUGUAUGGCGAGCCAGGGAGUUACACGAAUGGAGCUGCGUCAUCGAGCACGUCCUCCCUGUCGAGUACGCUCAAUGACGCGGAGAAGAAGCGCCUGGAGCUCCAGACACGCGUUUGGUCGGCCAGGCUGGAGAUGCCAUCGCAUAUACCUCUUCGUGUCUUCCGUGAUCCUGAAAUAUGUGCCAACGAGACGCGCGAGAUGCUCAAUCUUUGGCUCGGUCCGCGAGAUGGGUCGCCGGAUUCGAGAUCAAGUUUGACGAAAUAA
Messenger RNA from Peniophora sp. CBMAI 1063, 2301 nucleotides. NCBI's taxonomy places the organism in Eukaryota, Fungi, Basidiomycota, Agaricomycetes, Russulales, Peniophoraceae. The record is from the annotation of a GenBank genome assembly.